Messenger RNA from Klebsormidium nitens, 2721 nucleotides. The record is from the annotation of a GenBank genome assembly. Lineage: Eukaryota; Viridiplantae; Streptophyta; Klebsormidiophyceae; Klebsormidiales; Klebsormidiaceae.
AUGACUUCGGAUAGCAGAUCAGGGCCUCGUCGACUUCAGGACGAGUCCCCAUCGUCCGUCCCGCUGGGUGUGAUGGUUGACACAAUGCUGGACGAGCUUCAAGUAGACGGCUGCUUGGGCGAGCUGGGGGACUUCAUGGUGCAACAGAAGGGGGACACAAAUCUAAUACAGGCCGACUGUAGCGGAGGGCUGUCCGAAGACGUUACAGUGCUGGCCGGGGAUGCUGGGCAAGCUGGCGAGAGGCGCGCCGCCGAGCUGCACGCGAAGGCCGCCGAGCAGGGCGACGCGAUUGCGCAAGGCAACCUGGGGCUGUGCUACGAGGUCGGCAGGGGGACGCAGCAGCGCUGGGCGCGUGCUACGCGAACGGUGUGGGAGUGGAGAGGGACGAUGGGCGCCGCAGCCGAUCUGUACGCGAAGACCGCCGAGCAGCGCAACGCAAGGGGGCAGUGCAAUUUGGGCGUGUGCUACGAAAACGGCAAGGGCGUGGCGACGGACGAGGCGCGCGCUGCCGAGUUGUUCGCGAAGGCCGCGGACCAGGGCGACGCAAAGGCGCAGUGCAACCUAGGGGUGUGUUACGAUCACGGCACGGGCGUGGAGGAGGACCAGGCGCAAUCGGCCCAGCUGUACGGGAAGGCCACCGAGCAGCGCAACGCGAGGGGGCAGCCCAAUCUGGGCUGGAGCUGCGCGCAGGGCGGGGGCGUGGAGAAGAUGGACGCGAAGGCGGUCGAGCUGUACAUCAAGGCCGCCGAGCAGAAAGAAGCAGGGGCGUACUCCCGCCUGGCCCGGUGCUACAAGCGUGGCAGAGGCGUGCAAAGGGGGACGAAAUACUCGUCGGGGCAGUUUGUCCUGCAAUGGGGCGGCGGCGGAAAUGACGAUGCAGCUCUGCAGCGCUACCGAUGGGCUGCCGAAUCAGGGAAUGCUGUGGGGCAAUUUCAGUUGGGCUUGUGCUACUACUACGGCCUGGGGGGCGCUGCCAAAGAUUACCCAGCAGCAGUGCUACUGUUUGACAAGGCCGCCCAGCAAGGAUUUUCUCCUGCCGAAGUGAGCCUGGGGUGCUGCUACCAGAGCGGUACGGGCACCGGGCAGGACGUCGGCAAGGCUGUAAGGCUGUUUGAGAGCUCAGCAGGCAAGGGGGAUGCAACGGGGCUAGAGGCGCUUGCGGCAUGCUACUUCUAUGGGACUGGCGUGGCGAAGGAUGAGGCUCGUGCAGUUCAGCUGUUACAGCGUGCGGUCGACCAGGGGGUCCCGUCAGCAGAGGCAUUCCUCGGCUUCUGCUACCAGCAAGGGCGGGGCGUGCAGCGCAACAUUCAAAAGGCCCUAUUCCUCUAUCAUGCCGGAGCUCAGAAGGGAAGUCCAACAGCGCAGUUCAGUCUCGGCCUCUGCUAUCAGACGGGCCUGGGAAUCCCCAAAGACCUACCGCGAGCGGUGGCGCUAUAUGAAGCCGCUGCAAAAGGAGGCCAUCUGGGGGGGCUCGUCAACCUGGGGGAAUGUAUCCUGCAAGGGUGGGGCUGCGAGAAAGACCCCCCCAAGGCGGCAUUAUAUUUUAAGGAGGCAGCUGGGAAGGGUCAUCCCUCGGGCCUCUUCAAACUAGGGUCGUGUUAUUUUGGCGGUGUCUGUCUCGGGCUCUGCUUUCAGAGGGGGGAGGGAGUCCCGCAGAACGUCAUGCGAGCAGUUGAGUUGUAUUCCCAAGCAGCGGAGCAAGACCACCCGGUCGCUCUCUUAUCCCUGGGAAUCUGUUAUCAAUACGGGCUAGGGGUCGAACGCGAUCACGAGCGCGCAGUGGGUUUCUAUGGACGCGCAGCGGAGCGGGGCUGUACGACUGGGCUUGUCAAUUUGGGUUACUGCAUUUUCGAGGGUCUGGGCGUGGAGCGAGACGCGACGCGUGCCGUUUCACUAUUCAGGCGUGCGGCCGAAUCAGGAAGUUCUUCCGGACAAGCCAGCCUGGGGGAGUGUUACUUGAACGGCUGGGGCUUGGAACGCAACCAGGCCCUUGCAAUCCGAUUGCUCGAGUCUGCGGCCCAGAGAGGGGACGCCGUGGGUCAGGUGGUGCUAGGGGCGUGCUUCCGGGACGGACUUGGUGUCGAGAAGAAUCCAGAGAGAACCGCAGAGCUUUUCCGCCUCGCGGCGGAGCAAGGAAACGCCGAGGGGCUGGUGGGGCUUGGGUGGUGUUUCUCAGGGGGCGCAGGAGUUGCCCAGUGCAUGGUGCGUGCCACAGAGUGCUUCGUGCAAGCCGCCAAACGGGGGCACCCAGGUGGGAUGGUCCAAUUGGGCGACUGCUACGCCGAGGGGAAAGGAGUAGAAACGGAUUCAACUAGAGCGGCAGAAUGGUAUCGGCAGGCGGGCGAGCAUGGAUGCCCCCGCGCGCAGGCGAAGCUCGGGGACUGCUACAUGAUGGGGCUGGGCGUAGAGAAAGACGUCGACCGAGGAUGGGCACUAUAUCAGUCUGCGGCCGGGGCGGGUGACCCAUGCGGCUUAGCAAAUCUAGGGCUGUGUUAUUAUUACGGGGUUGCAGUGAGUCGGAGCGCUCCGGAAGCGAUGCGGCUAUUUCAGCUGGCUGCGGACGGAGGCGAUUCGAUGGCGAAAGCUUAUUGCUCGGAGUCACGGUCUGGGGUCGUGAGCGACUUCGAAUGGGCGAUGCGCCUGUAUAGGCAGACCGCGAGCAGCGGAGUUGCGCGAUCGUUGGCGGGGAGAUAUGCGGACAGCCUAGGAGAGUCCGUGUAA